Striga hermonthica is the source of this 591-nucleotide messenger RNA. The record is from the annotation of a GenBank genome assembly. Lineage: Eukaryota; Viridiplantae; Streptophyta; Magnoliopsida; Lamiales; Orobanchaceae.
AUGGCCAAUCACAAAGUGCCGGUGCAUCUCAACGAUGCAAUCAUCCAAUCACGGCCUUCAACAUCAGCAUCCUUGUACGGGUCCGUUAAACAGCUGGACCCCGUCGGAGACAACUGGUCGAUUACGAACAACUCCAAAAUGCAAGAACACACCUUCCACAUAACAGAGGAAAGACUAAAGAAGCUGGUGUCGGAAGAGAAGAAGAGCAAGUACGGCCAGAACGAUCAGAGCUACCUAGCAACACUCGUUUGGGAUGGUGAUUAUCUCGAGUUAGCGAAAUAUAUUUCCGAGGAGUUUGUGGACGAGACGAAUGCGGUGGAGGGACGAAUGGAAGAAGGGAGUGGGAUGCUCGAUUUCGUGGUGUACAGGUUGAACGUCACGUUCGUGGAGUGGGAGAACAUGAAUGUGUGGGGGUUGGAGGUGAACGGGCGGGGACCCGUUUUUGCGGACUUGAGCAUUGACGGGGCGGGUGACGAAGGGGCUGUAGUGGUGGCGGCCCGAAAUGGAGGUGGGAGAAGCAUGAACGUGAUUUUGGCCGAGGACAGAUUAGGGCAACUGAAGAAUGAGCUUGUGGAGUACGGUAUACUGUAA